AUGGCGGUUACACUGGUGCAGGAAGUAGGAAAUGGUGGAGGUAAAGUUGAAGCUUUCUUAUUGGUGAUCAGAAAUGGCGUAUCGGAUGUUACUGCUGUAAAGCAAGCUGUAGAUUCUGUUCAUGGCCAUGGCUCAAUAUAUCAAAUUGUGGAAUGUUUCACAAUGUUAGAGUCAAAGGAAAUUAAUAUCUUCGACUUGAAGUUGGAUGGGGUGAAUGGUCAAUGCCAGCAGGUAGGAGCUGUUCUAACGAGACCGGAUGAAAGUCACCGGCCCUGCGCUAAUGGAUGUGGCUUCUUUGGUACGCCAGCGACUCUGAACAUGUGUUCCAAGUGCUAUAGAGAUUUCUGUAUCAAAGAGCAGCAAGACGCAUCGGCCAAAGCUGCGGUUGGGAGAUCUCAAUUGAAGCAGCAACUGCAACAAUUAUCAAUUCCUUCCUUAUCUGACGAUUCUUCUUCUUUGGUUCCACCAUCAUCAUCAGCGUCGCCAUCAUCAUCUGACACAGGUGGUGUUGGUGUUGGUGUUGAAACAGGCGUGGUGAAGAAGAGGUGCAUGAGCUGUAAAAAACGGGUUAGUGUGUUGGGGUUCAAGUGCAGGUGUGGUAGUAUUUUCUGCUCGGAGCACCGGUACCCAGAGGUGCAUGCGUGCACGUUCGAUUUCAAGGCUAUGGGUCGGGACGCUAUCGCCAACGCUAAUCCUGUGGUCAAGGCUGACAAGUUGCAGAGGUUCUGAAACCUUCUCUCCUAAUUAUUAAGCCGUUCGUUCUUUUUUAGUUUCC
Molecule: messenger RNA, 775 nt
Organism: Telopea speciosissima
Lineage: Eukaryota; Viridiplantae; Streptophyta; Magnoliopsida; Proteales; Proteaceae
Product: zinc finger A20 and AN1 domain-containing stress-associated protein 5-like
Exons: 3
Coding region: 1-729 (242 amino acids)
Molecular function (GO): DNA binding; zinc ion binding
Source: RefSeq, a predicted model, not a curated record